AGCUGCCUUGUCUGAGGAAAAUGUAACAACAGAAGCAGAAAUUCUUUUUCUUCAUACGAUCUAUGAUGUUGAUAAUUGAUUUUAGUGCUGGUGGUUUAACUAAGAUUGCAGAGAAUUUGACAGAAUAACCAACUAUUCCAGGAAGACAUAUGACUGGAGAUGACUGUGCUGAAUUUUUGUUCCUCCUUCUCAAAAAUUAAGAUUUAUUAUAUCAAAUACUGAACAAAAUAAGAAUGUAUGGACUUCUUUUGUUCAUUUUAUUCACCCCUGGAGUCAGUGAAUUUCUUUGUAUGUCAUCAGAUCUAGAAAUGUCAUAUACUUUUUGUGAUUCUGUAGGUCAUAUUUUCAUGUUUAAUCUGACACCUUGCAGCAUUGUUGACAAAUCCACCUGGAGGGCUGCUCUUACCUGGAUUCCAAGGAGUGACAUCAACUUUUUGAAGAUUGUCUUCAAUGUCUGGUACAACGGAGCCAAAGCCUUACACUGGAAGGAAAUCCUUUGCAGUGGAGAGGAUGACAAAUACUCUGAGUGUGGAACAUUGAAAGGAGAAACAAUUGCAACAGAAUUUGACAUCAAAGGUGCAAGAAUAACAUUUCCAAAGGAACUGCUGACAUCCUGGAUGAAUAAGCAAAAGCUAUUGUUCCACCUUCCUACAACAGAAAGAGUCCAUCUAGAGAUCACCUGCAGCCUGCUCUGAACCCUGUUAUGGAAAAACUGGAAUAAAACUACUGUUGGUUCCUAAGAGUGCUGGUGCAAUGUAAUGUCACCAGAGUCCUGUGAACAAAUUUACAGAGACUAUAAAGUUAACCUCGUUUCUGUGCUGGUGGAAUACUGCCCUAAAACCUGGACCCAAUCAUUCUCUUGGGACCAAUAUGGGACACAGUGUAUUCUCAAACUGAGGAACUGGAAACUUUAACCACCAUAUAUGAAAAGGGUAUUAUUUGUCAAAAACAGGUGACCAUUGCUAUCAAACAUGAUACUGGCUAGAUUGUCAGAAUUGUGACAGAAAUAGAACCAACUGCUGGAUGUGAUUGGUAUGACAUUUUUAUUAGAGAUG
This is a messenger RNA of Calypte anna (Anna's hummingbird), 1055 nucleotides long. It is a transcript of the gene LY96, whose product is annotated as lymphocyte antigen 96. Gene Ontology annotation, molecular function: lipopolysaccharide immune receptor activity; Toll-like receptor 4 binding; lipopolysaccharide binding. The record is from RefSeq and is a predicted model, not a curated record. NCBI's taxonomy places the organism in Eukaryota, Metazoa, Chordata, Aves, Apodiformes, Trochilidae. Gene Ontology annotation, biological process: cellular response to lipopolysaccharide; toll-like receptor 4 signaling pathway; innate immune response. The transcript is spliced from 5 exons. The coding region runs from base 234 to 695 and encodes 153 amino acids. Gene Ontology annotation, cellular component: lipopolysaccharide receptor complex.